AUGAACUUUCAAGACAAAACUAUCAUUAUUACAGGAGCAGGAGGAAACUUUGGACGAGACGGAUGCAUUUAUUUUGCCAAACAGGGAGCCAAGAUCGCUGCCUUUGAGGUCAAUGCUGAAACCUUGGAAGAAACAGCCAAGCUAGUCAAGGAACAAGUGCCAGGUGCCAAGAUUCUCUGUCAGCCCUGCAAUGUCACUGAUGCCGCCAAUGUCAAAGCAGCAGUCGAUGCCGUUGUAGCUGAAUUUAAGACCAUUGAUAUGUGCUGGAAUAAUGCCGGAUAUCAAGGUCACAUUACGCCAACUCUUCAGUACGACCCAGUGGAUUUUGCUAGAGUUAUGAACAUUAAUGUAACUGGAAUGUUUAUUGUCUUGCAAGCCGUUGCCAAGAAAAUGGAAGCCCAAGGGAAACGCGAUACUACCUACUCUAUUGUAAAUACCGCCAGUGUCGCCGGGCUUCAUGGAACUCCUGCCAUGGUCGCAUACUCGUCUAGCAAGGCCGCAGUCUUGGCCAUGACUGUUAGUUGUUCGAAAGAUCUGGCACCCUAUGGCAUUCGAGUCAAUGCGAUCAGUCCUGCUCUCAUUGGGCCCGGUUUCAUGUGGGAUCGUCAAAAUGAAUUGCAUGCCUCAUCGGGAUCACCGUACUAUUCAAGGGAUCCAGAGACGGUUGCCAAGAACAAAGUGAACGAUGUACCAAUGAAGCGUCUGGGAACCAUUCAAGAAGUCAUACAAUCAGUCGCUUUUUUGCUGAGCGAUCAGUCCAGUUACACGACUGGAACCAACUUGGUGGUUGAUGGCGGUGUGAUUUCUGGAUUGAAAUGCUAG
Messenger RNA from Cylindrotheca closterium, 822 nucleotides. NCBI's taxonomy places the organism in Eukaryota, Bacillariophyta, Bacillariophyceae, Bacillariales, Bacillariaceae. The record is from the annotation of a GenBank genome assembly.